Molecule: messenger RNA, 739 nt
Organism: Dipodomys ordii (Ord's kangaroo rat)
Lineage: Eukaryota; Metazoa; Chordata; Mammalia; Rodentia; Heteromyidae
Product: transmembrane protein 161A-like
Exons: 6
Coding region: 281-739 (152 amino acids)
Source: RefSeq, a predicted model, not a curated record
GCCCCGCGCUGAGCCCCGCGCAGUGCUGCGCUUCUUCCUGGAGUACCAGUGGUUCGUGGACCUGGCGGUGUACGCGGGCGGCGUCUACCUCUUCACCGAGGCCUACUACUACGCGCUGCGCCCCGCGCGCGAGGCCAACAUCGCCGUGGUCUGGUGCCUGCUCACCGUGGUCUUCUCCAUCAAGGUGUUCCUGACGCUGACCCGGCUGUACUUCAGCGCCAAGGAGGGCGGUGAGCGCUCCGUGUGUCUGGCCUUCGCCUUCCUCUUCCUCCUUCUGGCCAUGCUGGUGCAGGUGGUGCGGGAGGAGACCCUGGAGCUGGGCCUGGAGCCAGGGAGAAAACCAGCUUGUAAAGGGUUCUGCCCGUGGUCUCUCGCCCCGAGGCUCCGGGCCUGUGGCCUGGCCAGCCUGACCCAGAACCUGGAGCCACUUCUGAAGAAGCAGGACUGGGACUGGGCGCUCCCUGUGAUCAAACUGACUGUCCGCCUAGCGCUGGCCGGCCUGGGCUCCGUGCUGGGAGCCUUCCUCACCUUCCCCGGCCUGCGGCUGGCCCAGACCCACCGGGAUGCACUCACCAUGUCCGGGGACCGGCCUGUGCUACAGUUGCUCCUGCACACCAGCUUCCUGUCUCCCCUGUUCAUCCUGUGGCUGUGGACCAAGCCCAUUGCACGGGACUUCUUGCACCAGGCGCCGGGCCGGGAAGCGUCCACCUCCCUGUGCGUGCGGGCCUGGCCGGGCUGA